AUCGACGGAGACUGACAAGAUUACUUCAACGGCCGACAAGUCCAACGACCUAGCUUACAGGGAUUGCUCACGCAUCUGCACGCACAACGUCAUCUGUCGUGGACCCUGCCUGGCCUCGCAAUUCCAUUGGGGCGCCUCAUUGGCUAGGGCAAUGAAUGCCUAUCGAAAUCACCAAAUCGAGGCUGGGACGGUAUAAGACAUUGCCUACAUCACAACCCAGCAAUGGAGAGUCAUCAUCGUGUGUCUUAACAAUAGGAAGAAUGUAGAUUUAAAAGAUGAGUUGGCCAUGAAAUUAGUGGGCGUAUACCAUGGCAGCCGCAUUUCAGGCUUUGAGUGAGGAGGUUUCACUUGGGAGCUUAUUCACCAUCGAUCGUGUGGAUGCUGUCGCGUGCAAUCUGCACUUCUCGCUUUAGCUAAUGUGACAUCGACAAUGAUCAUAUGGAGCUAUCCUCUCCCAGAACCUUCUA
This is a messenger RNA of Verticillium dahliae VdLs.17, 467 nucleotides long. RefSeq lists its product as uncharacterized. Lineage: Eukaryota; Fungi; Ascomycota; Sordariomycetes; Glomerellales; Plectosphaerellaceae. The record is from RefSeq and is a predicted model, not a curated record. The transcript has a single exon. The coding region runs from base 309 to 413 and encodes 34 amino acids.